GGGCGGGGCCCGUCAGACCGGGCGGUGGCACGGCGCUGAUGGGCUGGGCCGCGCUGCAGCGGAGACGACGGCUGUGGCUGCAGAGGCCACUGAGGCGCUGACUGGGUGGCCAGUGGGCUGCUGUGUCCUGGAGCACCCUGUGGAAGGCCCCUCACUCCUCCGGCAGCGGUGAACCAAGGCACUUGGCCUGCCAGUGAGCUGAGCUGCGGUGGGCACAGCCCGGAGCAACCGCGACCGCGGACAGGUUAGAGUGGGGGCAGGGUCAGUCGCGGGAGCAGCCCAAGGCCAGAGAGGGAGCCGGAGCCAGACCGUCUCCAACCAUGUCAGAUGAGACGUCGGCCACCACUUCCUACGAGAAGUUUCUAACCCCCGAGGAACCCUUCCCGCUCCUGGGACCUCCUCGCGGGGCGGGCACCUGCCCCAGCGAGGAACCGGGCUGCCUGGACAUCAGCGACUUCGGAUGCCAGCUGUCCUCCUGCCAUCGCACCGACCCGCUCCACCGCUUCCAUACCAACAGGUGGAACCUAACUUCUUGUGGAACAAGUGUUGCCAGCUCAGAAUGCAGUGAGGAGCUAUUUUCAUCAGUUUCUGUUGGUGAUCAAGACGAUUGCUAUUCUCUAUUAGAUGAUCAAGACUUCACUUCUUUUGAUUUAUUUCCUGAGGGUAGUGUCUGCAGUGAUGUCUCUUCUUCUAUUAGCACUUACUGGGAUUGGUCAGAUAGUGAGUUUGAAUGGCAGUUACCAGGCAGUGACAUUGCCAGUGGGAGUGAUGUACUUUCUGAUGUCAUACCCAGUAUUCCCAGUUCACCUUGCCUGCUUCCUAAAAAGAAAAACAAGCACCGGAAUUUAGAUGAACUUCCUUGGAGUGCAAUGACAAAUGAUGAACAGGUGGAAUAUAUUGAGUAUUUGAGUCGUAAAGUCAGUACUGAGAUGGGCCUUCGGGAGCAACUUGAUAUUAUUAAAAUCAUUGAUCCUUCUGCUCAAAUCUCCCCUACAGACAGUGAGUUUAUUAUUGAACUGAACUGUCUUACAGAUGAAAAACUGAAGCAGGUCAGAAACUAUAUCAAGGAGCAUAGCCCUCGCCAGCGGCCUGCAAGAGAGGCCUGGAAGAGAAGCAACUUUAGUUGUGCAAGUACCAGUGGAGUGAGUGGUGCCAGUGCCAGUGCCAGCAGCAGCAGCGCCAGCAUGGUCAGUUCUGCAAGCAGCAGUGGGUCCAGUGUUGGAAACUCUGCUUCAAACUCCAGUGCCAACAUGAGUCGAGCACACAGUGACAGCAACUUGUCUGCAAGUGCAGCAGAGCGGAUUCGGGAUUCAAAAAAGCGAUCCAAGCAGCGAAAGUUACAGCAGAAGGCUUUCCGCAAGAGGCAGCUGAAAGAGCAGAGGCAGGCCCGGAAGGAGAGGCUCAGCGGGCUCUUCCUUAAUGAAGAAGUGCUGUCCUUGAAAGUAACGGAGGAAGAUCAUGAAGCAGAUGUUGAUGUUAUGAUGUAAUAAGGGUGAUUUUGUCAUCAUUCUUUCCAAGCAUUAUUCUAUCCUUAUUAGUUUACAUGCAUCUUAACCAAAAUUUUGGUUAGGGCUGUGCUGAUGUACCAUUAAUAAUUUGGGCCAGAGGUUCUCAGGGGGUGGUCUCAAGACCUGCAGCUUCAGCAUCACCUGUGAAGUCAUUAGGAAUGUGGACUAUUGAGCCCCACGAGAGACUUAGUGAGUCAGAAACCACAUAGGGUUGGGAAGUCAUUGUGUUUUAGCCAGUGCCAGGUUAUUCUGAUGUACAUUCUGAUUUAUGAACCAUAAGUAAAUGUUUUGACUAUUUAAACUUUAUGGUGGUUAUGUGGGCUUUUUCAAAGACUAGUACUUUUACAGUUUUGGAGAUUUUGAGGUACUGUUGACAAGUAGUUUAUUACGUCAGUGUAUGUACAUGUGUAGGGAUCAUAGUUCAAUUCCAUUCUUAAGAUUUCUUUGUUUACUUUUUCUAAAGGGCCAUAGCAUAAUUCUCAGUUCCUGAUGGGAAUCUUUUUUGAGGUGAGAGUGCACACAAAGUAUGGAUUGCUGUUUUUACAAUAGUGCCUUCAUUAGGUUUAGUUCUAUUUUCAUUCAUUAUUAACUCAAAGGAAGAAAAGGCCCUAAUCUUUUCCCAGGUAGAUUUGUUUUUGUUUUCAUUUUAAUCAGAAUCCUUUCUAUAAGUGAUGACUACUGAGGAAAUAAUGCUACUAGUAGCUGAAUUUUAGAUUGAAUGCUAUGUUGACUAACAUUCAAAUGGGGAAUGCCAUUAGGCAAGAUAAUAAAUUCUGCUUUUUCACUGCUUUCUGAAAUUUUAGGGUAUAAAAUUUUUUUCAGGCAAAAUCUCUCUCUCUCUCUUUCUCUCUCUCUCUCUCUCAAUUCUUUUUGUAGGCCAUUUUUUUUAAUCUAGCACAGCUCUAAUUUUUAAAUAUUUGAUAUAACAGCUUCAGGCCUAUGAACAGGUUAAUCUUCUAAAUUAACUGAUGAAAGCCCUUUAGAGUUCUAAACUUCUCUAUGAAUUGCUGUAAGUAUACAGAGCAGUGAGACUAAGAAACCACCAUAGCUUGUUGGUUAUUAAUAGAACUCUAAUUUUAAAUGUAAAAUCAUUGAAUUUCUUUAAAUGUUUUCACAGUUUGUUAUCAUGAACCUAGAAAUAGUGUUAUUCCUUUUCUUCUACCACAUCUUUGAACAUCCACGUGGGUUGAAGAUAGAAACUGAUACUACUGACAAUCAAGCUGCUUUCUGACUUUAAUUUUCUUUUUAUUGUGGAUAACAUUUAGGAAGUAAUCUGAUUCUAUAGGAAGAGUUAUAAUGAAUAUUUUUUAAAUUGUAUAGUUUAGACGUUAAUAGUAUUUCUACUUUUCUUAACAUUAGCUCAUUAAAAGACUAGCAACUUAAAUUCUUAAUUCUCAGUUGAUAUAAAGACUUAAACUUUGCUUAAUUAAAAAUGAAAUUUUCAUGUAUUUUAAAUUUUUAUUUCAUUUUGGUUCCUUGAAGGUUAAAGAAUUGAAACUGAGGAUAAAAAUUAAUACAUUGAAGCUUUUGCUCAAGUCUGGUAUGAUUAUAACAUUUUGAAGACUACUAAAGUAAGAAUUUAAAAUUUUACUCAAAUGAAAACAUAUACAUAUAUAUGAUUUUCA
Castor canadensis (American beaver) is the source of this 3133-nucleotide messenger RNA. It is a transcript of the gene Fam199x, whose product is annotated as family with sequence similarity 199, X-linked. NCBI's taxonomy places the organism in Eukaryota, Metazoa, Chordata, Mammalia, Rodentia, Castoridae. The record is from RefSeq and is a predicted model, not a curated record.